Ahaetulla prasina is the source of this 4325-nucleotide messenger RNA. It is a transcript of the gene AVPR1A, whose product is annotated as arginine vasopressin receptor 1A. The record is from RefSeq and is a predicted model, not a curated record. NCBI's taxonomy places the organism in Eukaryota, Metazoa, Chordata, Lepidosauria, Squamata, Colubridae. Gene Ontology annotation, molecular function: peptide binding; vasopressin receptor activity. Gene Ontology annotation, biological process: regulation of systemic arterial blood pressure by vasopressin; positive regulation of vasoconstriction; G protein-coupled receptor signaling pathway. The coding region runs from base 1 to 1248 and encodes 415 amino acids. The transcript is spliced from 2 exons. Gene Ontology annotation, cellular component: membrane.
AUGCAGUCCAGCAACCGUCCCGGCGGCUCAGCUUGGACGACUCCUGCGUGGAACUGGAGCCGCGACUCGCUCGGGAAGGUAGACGGCUCCAGGGGUGGCGUGGACGCGGCGUGGUCAGGGAGCAAAGCCAACGGAAGCAGAGACCCCUACGGGCGGGACGAAGACCUGGCCAAGCUGGAGAUCGCCGUGCUGGCUCUGACCUUCGCCUUAGCUCUGCUGGGCAACUUUUUCGUGCUGUUAGCGCUGCACCACACGCCGCGCAAAAAGGCAUCCCGCAUGCAUCUUUUCAUCCGGCACCUGAGCCUGGCCGACCUGGCCGUAGCUUUCUUCCAGAUCUUACCCCAACUGUGCUGGGAAGUGACGCACCGCUUCCACGGGCCCGACGGGCUCUGCCGCGUGGUGAAACACCUGCAGGUGUUCGGCAUGUUCGCCUCGGCUUACAUGUUGGUGGUGAUGACGGCCGACCGGUACAUCGCCGUGUGCCACCCGCUCAAGACGCUACAGCAGCCGAGCAAGCGCUCGCGCUGCAUGAUCGCGGCCGCCUGGGCGCUCAGCUUCUUGCUCAGCGUGCCCCAGUACUUCAUCUUCUCCCUCAGCGAGGUGGAGAGCGGCUCGCAGGUCUACGACUGCUGGGCGCACUUCAUCAAGCCGUGGGGGGCUCGCGCCUACAUCACUUGGAUGGCCGGCAGUAUCUUCGUGGCGCCCGUCCUCAUCCUGGCCACCUGCUACGGCUUCAUCUGUUACCACAUCUGGAGCAACGUCCGGGACAAGACGCGGCGGCAGAAGCGAGAGAGGGCUCCGCCACACGAGGGCGCCCUGCGCAAGGGGCUGCUCUUCACGCCUCAGGUCAGCAGCGUCAAAAGCAUCUCCCGCGCCAAGAUCCGCACCGUCAAGAUGACCUUCGUGAUCGUUUCGGCUUAUAUUGUGUGUUGGGCCCCUUUCUUCUCGGUACAGAUGCGUUCCGUCUGGGACGACCACGCCUCCUGGCAGGAUUCAGAGGAUGUUGCAGUUACAGUGACUGCCCUUUUGGCCUGCUUGAACAGUUGCUGCAAUCCAUGGAUCUACAUGUUUUUCAGUGGGCAUCUCCUACAAGACUUCUUGCAGAGUUUCUUGUGUUGUCGAAAAAUUAAACAAAGAUUGAAUAAAGAAGAUACUGAGAGCAUUAGCAGGAGACAGACUUCUUUCACUAAUAAUAUAAGUCCAACAAACAGUUUGGAUACAUGGAGAGAAUCACCAAAUUUAUCAUGAUUUAUUAACUAUUUCAAUUUCUUUCUAGACCAUUAAUAAAAUACUAAUAUCUCUGAGUGCCAAAAAAGCACUUUAGCUACCAGGUAUCAUGUGAUCAAUAAAGUAAUCGAUUGGCAAAAAAGUUAUCAUUUUAUGUCAAUGAAAACAACAAAUUAAUAUCUAAAAAUAUAUGUGAACAUGUAGUCAAUGAUAUUGAUGGAAAAUCAGAUAACAUGCAAUAUUUUUCCAGACAGACAAUUAUAAACCUUGGCAUUAAUCCUUAAUGAGGUACAGCAUUCUAUGAAGUAAUGGCUACUACUCUGUAAAAAUAUUUGCUCAGUCCCUUCAAAAGUCUUGCUGAGGAACAUCCUAAUCUUUCAAGAAAUGACUAAAUACAGUAUUUAACGCUGUGAUCAACCAUUUAUAGGUAGUUCUUGACUUACGACUGCAAUUGACCCCAAAAUUUCUGUUCCUAAGUGAGACAAUUUUGCCCCAUUUUACGAUCUUUCUUGCCACAGUUGUUAAAUGAAGCACUGCAGUUGUUAAGUUAAAAUGGCUUCCCCAUUGUCUUUGCUUUCAGAAAGUUGCAAAAGGUGAUCACAUGAUCCUGAGACAUUGUCAUAACCAUCAUAAAUAUGAGUCAGUUGUCAAGCAUCUGAAUUUUGAUCACAUGACCAUGGGAAUACUGCAACGAUUGUGUGAAAAACAGUCAUAAGUCACUUUUUUCAGUGCUAUUGUAACAGUCAUUAAAUGAACUGUUGCAAGUCAAGGACUACCUGUAUCAAAAUCGUAUUGGAAAUAAUAAAUUGGCCUGAUCUAAAGCUAUGUAGAUGACAAAUAACUGUGGAACACCCAACCAAUAUUAAUUUUUAAGCUGAAUUAAAUAUUAUGGAAAGCUAUAAUAGCUUAAGCUAUUCUGAGAAACAGAAAAAAACAUAUAAAGUACUGGAUUCUUUAAGGGAACCCAUUGAAUGUUUAUAUCAUUUGUAAUAUAGUAUGUAAGAAAUUGCUUCCUUGUGAUUAUUUUUAUAUUUAAGUAGGCACAUGGACAUAUUUGGGUAGAAGUUGGGAAUGCUCCAACACUGGAAAUUUUUAAGAAAAUGUUGGAUAACCAUCUGUCUGAGAUGGUGUAGGGUUUCCUGCCUGGGCAGGGGGUUGGACUAGAAGGCCUCCAAGGUCCCUUCCAACUCUGUUGUUAUUAUUUAUAACAGGGCUUUAUCAACUUAAAAGUGUCAGAAAAAAAAUCAUUGUUAUUCUGACAGCAAAAGAAUAAAAGUUUCUUUCAUCAAUCUGAAUUUAGAAUUUAGAAGUGGCUCAGUUGAAACUUGGAUCAUUAGCAUUGUAUGAUUGGAAAAGAAAUACACUAUAUUAUACCAUAGGUAAUUUUUAAAAUCACAGGUUGUCACUUCAUUUUUUUAUUGGUUCUCAUUACAUCUCUGUAGCACAUAUAGGUAGAAAAGCAGCGCAAUUCGCUUUUGCAGCAACAAUAUUCUGGUGAGUUUUAUUUAGAUAGUAGAACACAAACAAUAUUGCCAGGCUAAGUAACUAAAGUGACAGAAGGGGAACAGGCAAAGAGGUUUUCCAGAUAGUUUUAAUGCAAAAUUAAAUAUGUAACUGACAUUUAUGAUAUUUUUCCUACAUUACUAGUUACUUUGCAAUGUGGUAUAAUUAUCCUGACUUUGUUAUUUUGCUAAUUAAAGGUGUUUAAAGGCAUACCAAAAGGGUAUAUUAACUUUUCUCAAACCAUUAUAUGCCCAAUAAACUUUCAUAUAAACUUAGAUGCAACAACUGGCAAUACUGUUUAUUUCUUCAGUCUCUUUUAACCUGUUAAUUUUUCUUGUCCUUAAUGAAUACCAUUAGAAUUUGGACUCUUUUUUUUUUUAACAACGAUUUAAUAAGCCUUAAUCCCAAAGGUGCUUUUUCAAGAGGCAACUAGACAUGCUGUUUUUUCUUUGAAAACAUUUCAACCAGAUGUGAAGAAGCAUCCUGGAUUAGAAGCAAAACAUCUUGCUGUUUUCAGUAUUCUAAGUGUAAAACACAACACCCAGGGUUCUGAAGUUCUGCCUCAAGCUCCUAAAAAAUGGGGCAUUUGAUUUCACUUUGUUUCCAAUAUCCUGCAAUUGUGUUUGUCCUUUUUUAAUUCUUAAAACAGAGACUUGGAGAAUGCAUUACAAAUGAAGUAGGCAUAUGUUCUGCUCUUAAUUGCAUCUUAUAUAGAAAGAAGAAUUAAGAGAGUAUGUGUACAUGUUUAGACAUUUAAAAGAAACAUUUUGGACAUUAAUUAAAACUUCUGUUUGCCCAGUUGGUAAGUUUACUGCUGUUUUUAAAUUGUUUGCUACUGGGAUAUUAGAAUUCAUGGGUUACAAUGUAGCAUUCUUGUCCCUUUUUCUCCUGUCCUUUCUUUUUGCAAUAUUUUUCGGAGACUGCCCAAUUUAAAAAUAUACGUUGAAUACUUUUGUAUGUUAAAAUGUUAACUUUGCUGUUGAGGUUGUGAGUUAUUAAAUGUCAAUCCUGUAUGUUCAUUUGAUCCUUUGUUGAGCUUUACAGGCAGACUGCCACAUCUGAAAGCAUGCACUGUGUAUGCAGUAGAAACUUCAAAUUACAUAUUGUACUUUUUCUGCUUAUUGCAGGUAGUCCUCAAAUUACGACCUCUAUUGAGCCCAAAAUUUCUGUUGCUAAGUGAGAUAUUCGCCCCAUUUUACUUGUCACUUGUUAUUAAGUGAAUCACUGUAGUUGUUAAGUUAGCAAUACAGUUGUUAAGUGAAUCUGGCUUUCCUAUUGACUCAGAAGGGUAUAAAAGGAGAGAUCACGUGACUCCAGGACAUUGCAACUGUCAUAAAUGUGAGUCAGUCUGAAUUUUGAUAAUGUGACUACAGGGAUAUUAUAAUAGUUGUAUGUGUGAAAAAAAGUUGUAAAUCACCUUUUUUAGUGCUGUAACUUUGAACGGUCACUGAAUGAACUAUUGUAAAUCAAGGACUACAUCUGCUUUGUUCCAGUUUGUGUUAAAUGAAUUUAUCUCUUGCUAUUUGACUCUGCUCAAAGCUCUGUGAUUGUUCGAUGUAGAUACUGAUUGCAAAACUACUUUACUGUUACUUCUG